AUGGUCACGUGACGGAUAACAAGCUUAGCCGUCAAUCGCAUAGGAAGAACCUCGCGACCAUAAGAGAAUUCUGCUGCAACAAAUACGAUUUUUUGUCCGUUUUACUCAUAUAGUUGGUCGAGAUGGAUGUGUCUGGGCACAGUCUGUUUCUCUUGCAACAGCUGAACAUCCAAAGGGAGUUUGGCUUUCUGUGCGACUGCACUGUUGCUAUUGGCAACGUAUACUUCAAGGCUCAUCGUGCAGUUCUCGCUGCUUUCUCAAACUACUUUAAAAUGAUCUUUAUACAUCAAUCCAGUGAAUGUAUUAAAAUCCAGCCCACAGAUAUUCAACCAGAUGUCUUCAGCUACCUAUUACACAUAAUGUACACCGGCAUGGGUCCUAAACAACCUGUAGACCAGGUCAGACUUCAGGAAGGCAUAAAAUUCCUCCAUGCAUACCAACUCUGCCGUAAAACAGGUGAAGGUGGUCCAGAUGCGUUCUCUGAGCCCGUCCGUAUGUCCAACCUUUAUGGUAUCCAGAUCUCUUCACAACUAGCCAGUAAAGAAAACUCAGGCCUAAAACCUGGCAGUUCACGGGACCCAGAGGACGGGCGCUCCAGCACAAGGGCCGAUCGCGCACGUGGACGAUUAGCUCUUGCUGUAGGGCUGGAGGGCAUCACAUCUGAGGGACAGCCCCAGAGCUUUCGCGCCAUAUCCUCUGUGGCCUCGGGUGAUGACUCUUAUAUUUCGGCACAAAUCAAACAGGAAAGAAUAGAGGAGGAAGAACAACAGGAAGGCGAGAAGGAGCCUAGUUCUCUCUCCCCGAACCAGGUAAGCCCCUGCCAGACAGGCCUGUUCAAAGAUGGCCCUUUAGCACUUCUGUGCCCCCGCUGUGGUGAACGCUGUCUGUCACCUGAAGGUCUACAAGAGCACCUUUUUACCCAUGCGGCCUGUGCCCUCGAGCCUGGCGGCCUGAUGGAGGGCCCUUCAGAGGAUAAAACCCAGCAGCAUACAUCCAUAGAGGAGAGGAGGCCCCAUAAUGAGCAUAUAGACACUUGUAGCCUAGAGGAGGCCCUACGGCAGAGCCAGGCCCUGGCAGAUGAGCUGGGCGUGGAACUCAGACAAGGCGUCGGGACCGGACGGAGCGGCAGUCCGUUGGCAACCUUCACACGAAAACGAAAGAUUGCUUGCGCCGUCUGCAACCUUCGCUUCUCACAGAAGAGCCAGCUGCAGGAGCACAUGUUUGCGCAUGUAGGCAAGCCACUGAGAUACCACCGCUACAGUCGCUUCUGUGGACAGAUGCUUCAUGGUUGCGAGAGUCAACCGGAUAUAACAGCAGCCACUGGAGAGGAGGGUGCCAAGGACACUCAGGAUAACGGUAGUUCCUGCUACUCGCUAGACUCUGAGGUCUCUCAGGAGAGUGUGGACGCUGUGACAGUGGAAUGAGCUCUGUU
Molecule: messenger RNA, 1432 nt
Organism: Triplophysa dalaica
Lineage: Eukaryota; Metazoa; Chordata; Actinopteri; Cypriniformes; Nemacheilidae
Gene: zbtb25
Product: zinc finger and BTB domain containing 25
Exons: 3
Coding region: 123-1424 (433 amino acids)
Biological process (GO): regulation of transcription by RNA polymerase II
Cellular component (GO): nucleus
Molecular function (GO): protein binding; DNA-binding transcription factor activity, RNA polymerase II-specific; RNA polymerase II cis-regulatory region sequence-specific DNA binding
Source: RefSeq, a predicted model, not a curated record